AAAAGAGCCGAGUGUAAACAACGCGAGGGCACUUCCGGGUUCCCCGACGCAGCGUCUUUGCGUAGAGACGGUGACGGCGUCGGCUACAUGUGACGUCAUCCUCUGCGUCAGCGGAAGGAGCGCAGCUCCGGUCACCGAUGGAAAGAAUCAGCUGAGUUACAUGAACAACAUCUGAGACCCGAGAGCAGCUGACAUGUCUCAUUGUAAGAAGAAGAGGAAGAAGAAGAACGGUGUACCGGGCCGAUGGCUGGACUAUAACCCCGUUGGACAGAGGAUACCUGGGACCCCACCAGAAUCCUUCGGUCACUGGGACCUGCUGGAUUCUCUGGAGCAUCAGAACCAGGACCUGGGUCUGAUCAUCGACCUCACUUUCACUACAAGGUUCUACAAACUGACGGACGUCCCGCAGUCCUGUUCUUACAUCAAGAUCCUCACCGAGGGUCACCAGGUUCCCUCUGACGCCACCAUCCUGAGCUUCAAACGGGCAGUGAGACGGUUCUUGACGGAGAACCAGGACAAUGAUAAGCUGAUCGGAGUCCACUGCCCCCAUGGCCUGAACCGCACGGGUUACCUGGUCUGCAGGUACGUCAUAGAUGUAGAUGGGCUGGAUCCUCUGACAGCUGUGGAGCUCUUCAACUGUUGUAGGGGUCUGCAAGACCUGCAGCGAGGUGCCAGGAGGAGCAAUGGAGGCAUAGAUGAGCCAGAGGAGGAGGCAGCCCGAGGGCUUGCUUAGGAGAGACCACCACAGACCACCACCCCUGUAAAGAGACCACCGCAGACCACCACCCCUGUAGAGACCACCACCCCUGUAGAGAGACCACCACAGACCACCACCCCUGUAGAGAGACCACCACAGACCACCAACCCUGUAAAGAGACCACCGCAGACCACCACCCCUGUAGAGACCAC
Messenger RNA from Scophthalmus maximus (turbot), 909 nucleotides. RefSeq names its product RNA/RNP complex-1-interacting phosphatase-like. Gene Ontology annotation, biological process: dephosphorylation. Gene Ontology annotation, molecular function: protein tyrosine/serine/threonine phosphatase activity; polynucleotide 5'-phosphatase activity. NCBI's taxonomy places the organism in Eukaryota, Metazoa, Chordata, Actinopteri, Pleuronectiformes, Scophthalmidae. The record is from RefSeq and is a predicted model, not a curated record.